AUGGAGCAAAUCAAGGCUCUGAAUGCUUUGGAGUUAUGGCACAUAUACCGACUACACUAGCGACCCAUCUCUCCCCACCCUUUCCGCAGCUCAAACUCUCAAACUUCGCCAGCUUUCCUUUCUCACCCUUGCCAAAAACCCGCCGACUUGACUUACCCCAAACUCCAAUCUGCCCUCGCUCUCUCCACUCCCGCGAACUCGAAGAUCUCGUAAUCAGUGCUAUAUACGCCGGUCUCAUUACUUGUACAUUGGACCCAUAUAACCAAACCGUACUUGUCUCCUCCGUCUCACCCCUCCGCGAUCUUCCCCACUCCACAAUCCCAUCUAUGCUCUCCACUCUCUCCGCCUGGUCCGCUCGUUGCACCACCACCCUCUCUUCCCUCGAAUCUCAAAUCGCUUCCAUCAAAGCUGAUGCCCAGCGCCGUCACCGCGAUGAACAGGAUUGGAACGCCCAUGUCGAAUCUCUCCUCGAACCCACUCCUCCCUCUGAGAAUUCGUCAGGACCGACUGGCAUCAUGGGCAAUAUCCAAAGUCUAACAGGCAGAAUGACGAGAUCGUCUGGGAAACGCCACAACCGACUAGAAGGACAGUCUAGUGAUGAGGAAAUGGAUGAUGUGGAUCCAAUGGGUGGUCAGCAUAAGGACACACGAAGUUCGAAGAAGAGAGGUUUUGGCGGGUUAGGGUUUGGGAACGCAGCAAACUUAGCUUCUUCAACGACUUCAGCAAGCCCAGAAGGCUCGGAAAAAAGUCCUGGUAUUCUCCGGAAGUUAUUUCCCUACAUGAAAUCAUAG
Messenger RNA from Botrytis fragariae, 791 nucleotides. Its product is annotated as putative pci domain-containing protein. The record is from RefSeq and is a predicted model, not a curated record. Gene Ontology annotation, cellular component: COP9 signalosome. The transcript is spliced from 3 exons. NCBI's taxonomy places the organism in Eukaryota, Fungi, Ascomycota, Leotiomycetes, Helotiales, Sclerotiniaceae. Bases 36 to 791 code for a protein of 251 amino acids.